AAGCUCGACAUUUUCAUUCAAACAUUUGAACCUCCAUUUCCAAAAUUUCCUCUGUUUCUUUUUUCGCUUCCUUUUUCAUUUUCAUCGUCACAGUGCGAAACAGGCCGAGCCAGAGGCGAACGGAGAUUUUCGAGGGAGAGAGAGAGGGGGGAUUGGCUGUAAUUGUAACAAGCAUUUUCUAUUUUUAGUUUUGAUUUUUGUGUUGUGCUCUCUCUCUCUCUCUUUCACUCUCUGUGAAACCAAUUGGACCCCAAAGACCAAAAGAUUUUGAAUUAGGGUUUAUGGGUUAUUAAAUUAUCACUUUUCUGCUUAUAUUGUCUUGAGUUGUCUCGCAUUUUCUUUCUCUGUCUCCGGCUCUCUCGGAUCUCUCCAGCUGUCUCAUCAAUGUGAGUGAUUCCCUCUUCUUUAUUCCUCAAUACCUUUGCAGACCACUCUUUGUUCUUAAAUCCCAAAUGUUCUGGCUUCGAAUCUGCUUUGUAAAUUUGAACUCCGAAGUGUUCAUUUAGAUAUUAAUUUUUUUUUUUUUUUUGGGAUGGUGUCAUUUUUCGUUGUCAUAUAUUUUAUAUUCGAGAACUAUCAGAAUGCCUAAUACUUUGAGCUAAUUCAAGGUGGAACAUUUGGUUACUUGAAAAAAAAAAACUUGGGUUAGGGUUAGCUUUUUAGUGUUUGUAGAUAUGAUCAAACAAAUACUGGGUAAACUACCUCGAAAACCCUCAAAAUCAUCCCAUAAUGAUUCGAACAAUGUCAAUGAUGGAGUGCUCAAUACUCAUUCGUCCUUGAACUUGUUCAGUGUACCGAAUUCUGUUAAUAGCUCGAAACCCACUUCAGCUUCUUCAAAACCUUCGAGUAAUGGGACUCUUGCUCCUCACUCGUUGAGUAUGAAUAAAUCGAAUCAAGGGAAAAAAUCAACUCCAGUUGCGGCUCAAGUAGGCCCUGUGCUUGCUUCGGGGGUGUAUGAGGCCUUGCCAAAUUUUCAAGAUGUUUCGGGUUCAGAAAAGCAGAGUCUCUUUAUUAGGAAACUCAAUAUGUGUUGUGUUACGUUCGAUUUCAUUGAUGUAGCAAAAAAUCUUAAAGAGAAGGAUAUUAAGCGGCAAACUUUGCUUGAGCUUGUUGGUUAUGUGACAUCAGUAACUUCGAAGUUCAAUGAGGUGGCAAUGCAGGCGAUUACAAAGAUGGUUACAGCCAAUUUGUUUCGAACACUUCCAUCUCCUAAUCAUGAUAAUAAGGCUUCAGAAAUGUAUGAUGCAGAAGAGGAGGAACCGACCAUGGAACCCGCAUGGCCUCAUCUACAGAUUGUAUACGAAUUUUUAUUGAGAUUUGUGGUUUCACCGGAGACAGAUGCCAAACUUGCUAAAAGAUAUAUUGACCAGUCAUUUGUAUUGAGAUUGCUUGAAUUGUUUGAUUCUGAGGAUCAAAGAGAAAGGGAUUACCUAAAAACAAUUCUACACCGCAUUUAUGGGAAGUUCAUGGUGCAUCGGCCAUUCAUUCGGAAAGCUAUCAAUAACAUCUUCUAUCGGUUCAUCUUUGAGACAGAGAAGCACAAUGGGAUUGCAGAAUUUCUUGAAAUAUUGGGCAGUAUAAUUAAUGGGUUUGCUUUGCCUUUGAAGGAAGAGCACAAGCUGUUCCUUGUCCGAGCUUUGAUUCCUCUUCAUAAGCCAAAAUGUGUAUCUAUGUACCAUCAGCAACUUUCAUAUUGCAUUACUCAGUUUGUGGAGAAGGAUGCCAAGCUGGCUGACACUGUGAUUCGAGGUCUUUUAAAGUACUGGCCCAUAACUAAUAGUUCCAAAGAGGUUAUGUUCCUUGGUGAAUUGGAGGAAGUUCUUGAAGCCACACAGGGACCAGAGUUCCAGCGCUGCAUGGUCCCUCUAUUUCGUCAAAUUGGUCGCUGCCUCAACAGUUCACAUUUUCAGGUAUCUGAACGUGCAUUGUUCUUGUGGAACAACGAUCACAUAAGAAAUUUAAUCACACAGAACCGUAAUGUGAUUCUGCCUAUAAUUUACCCAGCUUUGGAGAGAAAUACACGUGGUCACUGGAACCAAGCUGUUCAGAGUUUGACAUUGAAUGUGAGCAAAAUAUUUUCAGAUGCAGAUCCAACACUCUUUGAUGAGUGCUCAGUGAAAUAUGAAGAAGAUGAAGUCAAGGAGAGGGAGACACAGGAGAAGCGAGAAUCAACCUGGAAGCGCUUGGAAGAUGUGGCAGCCUCUAAGGCUGUAAGCAAUGAGGCUGUCCUUGUCUCAAGAUUUGUCUCUUCCAUUGCCAUUGCUACCACCACAAAGCCUUGGGCUACUGCAGGUAAUUGAGCCACUGGACAUCAUGUUGCAAGAGUUCGCCUUUCUCGGCUACGGGAACAAGAGCAGGCGGAAUCCCAUUGGUACAAUCCAAGGAUACUUUUGUUGGGUUUCUCCUAGUAUAUCAAGGAAAAAUGAAGUUGGGGUUUUGGGGAUAUUGCGGUUGGUCCUUGUUCUUGAGAUCUUGGCUCAUUCCUUUGUUCUAUUCCCCCAUCGAGAGUCUGUAUCAUAAGGGUUUCGUUAAAGAAGUUCGGAUACCUGUCUGAUUAUUACUUUAUUGUGUAAUGAUGUAAAGGAUGUUUCCUUUUGUGCCAUAGCCUUGUUUAUUUCGUA
Juglans microcarpa x Juglans regia is the source of this 2621-nucleotide messenger RNA. Its product is annotated as serine/threonine protein phosphatase 2A 59 kDa regulatory subunit B' gamma isoform-like. The record is from RefSeq and is a predicted model, not a curated record. The transcript is spliced from 2 exons. Lineage: Eukaryota; Viridiplantae; Streptophyta; Magnoliopsida; Fagales; Juglandaceae. Gene Ontology annotation, molecular function: protein phosphatase regulator activity. Gene Ontology annotation, cellular component: protein phosphatase type 2A complex. Gene Ontology annotation, biological process: signal transduction. Bases 675 to 2300 code for a protein of 541 amino acids.